UGAUUUGCAAUCUCCGCGAUGACGACUGACACGUUGAUUCCUAUUCCCAUUGAAGAUUGGGAGGAGCUAAGGAAUCUUUACCAACACAACUGGCCUCACAACGAACCAACCUAUAAUCUCAUCCAGAACUACAUCGAUUGGCAUCGCAUCGAUCGGAAGCUGAAAGAUUUUCGUAUAUACUCGCUAAACGGAACAUGGCGCCAGAAUGGGACGUUCGUAGUGCAGGACCUUUAUCUAUUGUUUUUCUAUAGUCUCGAUAAAACGAAUGAUACGGUACGACGCGCCCUCGAUCUUGUGGACUGGGACUACUCGUGGCAGGUAUCGGCGUACCACGAUACACAUAGAGCAGUAAUGUUGGAGAUCAUUAAGAAGCACAAGCUACAGCUAAUUUUUGACAUUGCAACGGAAUCGCGAUAUUUGCGCAAAGAAGAUGCGCUUCAGUUUUCCAUCGAGGUACCAGCAGGCAUUUGCCUGCGCCCAUUGUCCGGUGAGGAUGCCGUCAAGGCCAACUCUCUGUGGCCCCACCGAGCCAAGGGUUCCGAGUUUCUACUGAAACGAUUAGCUCUGUGGAACGCUAGCGUUGGGCUAUUUGAUGAGACUACGAACGAGAUGCUGGCAUGGUGCUUCCGGCUUACGCCUGGUGCUCAUGGUGCACUAGAGGUCCCGACUGAGCACCGCCGCAAAGGUUACGGAACGCUCGUGACGAAAGCGAUGGCCGUAAAGCUAGCUAAUAUGGGUUGCAAUUCUUAUGGAUUCGUUCUGACCACAAAUGCAGCUUCCAUCGCUAUGUUCCACAACCUUGGCUUCGAGAACGUCGGUACCAUGCACUGGACUCGGAACGUUGCUCGAAAGCUCGUUGAAUGGGAUGGUUAGCAAAGGUGUCGCUUCGCUCGAUCAGCUGUGCCUU
Molecule: messenger RNA, 907 nt
Organism: Anopheles darlingi
Lineage: Eukaryota; Metazoa; Arthropoda; Insecta; Diptera; Culicidae
Exons: 2
Coding region: 19-873 (284 amino acids)
Molecular function (GO): acyltransferase activity, transferring groups other than amino-acyl groups
Source: RefSeq, a predicted model, not a curated record